Messenger RNA from Puccinia triticina, 900 nucleotides. RefSeq lists its product as uncharacterized. Lineage: Eukaryota; Fungi; Basidiomycota; Pucciniomycetes; Pucciniales; Pucciniaceae. Bases 1 to 900 code for a protein of 299 amino acids. The record is from RefSeq and is a predicted model, not a curated record. The transcript is spliced from 7 exons.
AUGCAGAACAGCCACCACCAGCGACACCAGAACCCGUCCCGGCUCAAAUCACUCACAGAGAACCUGCGCCUACGACUCAAGUAUGCCAAGCUCAAGGUGCUCAACGGCUGGCACCACCAAACACUGAACGAGAUCGAAAAGACCUUCUACUACCUCAAGCUGCCCAAGCAGCAGCCCAGCAAAACCCAGCAGCACUCCUCCCCAUCAACAACAACCACCAUCUCCUCCCGGAACUCGACCCAGGACCCAAGCGAUGAGCAGCAGCAGCCCGUCCCGAGCUCGGCCCUCCGCUCAUCCACCAACACCACCUUCAGCCUGCCCUCGAAAUACUCGACCCCGUUCAGGAAGAUCAUCCGGGCCGGCGGGACGGCCAGCGGGCAACUGACGACCAACGAAUCCAACAUCUUCUGGCCCACCGGACCGGGCACCACGACCAGCAGCAAGCGGCAGCGGAAGAGCCCCGAGGGCCUGUUCUUCAAGCUCGGAGGAUCGACGACCGAUUCGUCGAGGGAGAGAGAGGAUCUGUUCAAGGACUCGAUGGACGAGUACAAGGAGCUCUACAAGCACUCCUCGCCCGCCUCGUUCCUCUUCAACAACCACUACCGGCCCCUGCGCGCCUCCACCCUGCUCCGGCUCGCCGCCUCCGAGCUCGUCUCCCCCUCGCCCAACCGCUCCCACUCCCACCUCAACAAGAUCUUCGCUAGCAACAGCCGCCCUACACUCUCGCCCAACAACGACCAGAACCACUUCUCCCUCCACCCCCGCCCGCCCCGUCUCUCUUCCAACCCCGCUCGAGAUCCUCCUCCACAUACUCUCCUCGAUCACGAAGAUGUCGAGGAAACUGCAGCGGGCGUCGACCAGAUUGGGCUCGACGAACUCGACCAGAUGAACUGGGAAUAA